Messenger RNA from Lymnaea stagnalis (great pond snail), 222 nucleotides. NCBI's taxonomy places the organism in Eukaryota, Metazoa, Mollusca, Gastropoda, Lymnaeidae. The record is from the annotation of a GenBank genome assembly.
GUAUACACUAUAAACCAUAAAAAAUUAGGGUUACUAUACUUCUAUUAUUCGUUGGUAACAGCGAUAUUUGGCUCGUAUUUAGCCACCUGUAUUCGCUUAGAAAUGGCAUACCCCGGCAGUCCCUUUUUUAACGGUGAUUCUUUAAAGUAUCUUCAAGUAAUCACUGCGCACGCAUUAAUUAUGAUUUUUUUUGUAGUAGUUCCUAUCUUCUUUGGAGGAUAG